AUGAAUGCAUUAUAUCAUCAAACAAAUGAAUUGCUGAAAGAAACUCAACAUAUUUUUAUUAAACUUGAAAAAUGUACUGAUCAAGAAGUUGCCAUUUUAGAAAGAGAUAUUCAAAACAGGAUAGAAACCAUCACACGUAACUGUGAGAAAUUGGAUAUUCUUGCUUAUAAAGAUCCAGCUGGUAGAACACAAGCUAACAAAAGUAGGAUAGAUCAGUUAAAACAUGAAAAUAAACAUUUACAGUCUGCUUUGCAUAUGCUUCAGAUAAAAAAGAAAAAAAAAGAAUCAGAAAUAUUGGAAAGAGAACAACUACUUCAGAGAAAGUUUACAAGUUUAAGAGAAGAGGAAACAGCAAUUUUUAUUGAUCAUUCAUUGCAUCAUCAAAAUGCCCUUAAUAGAGCUAACAAAAAUUUAGAUGAUCUAUUAUCAACUAGUAAAGGAAUUCUUUCAAAUCUUAAGGAGCAGCGUAUUACUUUAAAAGGAGCUCAAAAAAAACUCAUGAAUUUUGCCAAUACACUCGGAUUAUCUAAUACUACUAUGAGACUAAUAGAAAACAGAGUAAAGGAAGACAAAUAUAUUUUGUUUGGAGGAAUGUUCAUAACUAUGCUUGUGAUAUUCUUUGUUAUUUUUUAUUUGAAAGUAUAG
Messenger RNA from Pediculus humanus corporis (human body louse), 645 nucleotides. Its product is annotated as membrin, putative. Bases 1 to 645 code for a protein of 214 amino acids. Lineage: Eukaryota; Metazoa; Arthropoda; Insecta; Psocodea; Pediculidae. Gene Ontology annotation, cellular component: ER to Golgi transport vesicle membrane; late endosome membrane; Golgi apparatus. The transcript is spliced from 3 exons. Gene Ontology annotation, biological process: vesicle fusion; vesicle-mediated transport. Gene Ontology annotation, molecular function: SNARE binding; SNAP receptor activity. The record is from RefSeq and is a predicted model, not a curated record.